CAUAAAAUGAUUCUAGAAAAAGACCAUAUAAGUAAAUCUAAUCCUUCAACAAAGUUAGUAAAAGGCCCAAAUAUAUGGAAUGUUGUUGUAAUUGAUAAUAUCGAUUUCAAGAAUAUUGUUUUUAAGUAUAGAAAUAUUUAUGAUGUCAUACGGCAAUUCAUAUAUGCUACUCUAAGGAUGGUAUUUCAAUUUGAACUUCCGUUUAGUAUAUCGUCUCUUACUCAAGAAAAUCCAAACCCUCAAGAAAAUCUAUUUGGUCAAUUAGUAUUUACAUCCGAAUGGAAUGAUAAAUUCGAUCAAAUAAUAGAACAAUUACUAAAUAAAUACAAAAAAAACUUUGGAGUUAAAGAAAUUAAUAACGAAAUACUUACUAUUAUUGAGUCAAAAUGUUGA
This is a messenger RNA of Racocetra fulgida, 393 nucleotides long. The record is from the annotation of a GenBank genome assembly. NCBI's taxonomy places the organism in Eukaryota, Fungi, Glomeromycota, Glomeromycetes, Diversisporales, Gigasporaceae.